GUGUCUUUGUGUUGUACUAGGAGCAGGAGCCAGUGUUCCAUAAAGGACAAUAGCUUCCAGUACACUAUCCCACACGAUGACUCCUUAAGUGGCUCCUCAUCUGCCUCUUCGUGUGAAGCAGUCAGCGAUUUUCCAACAUCCUUCCGAAAAUCUACCUACUGGAUGAAGAUGAGAAGGAUCAAGCCAGCUGCGGCUUCUCGUGUUGAAGGGUCAGGUGGAGUAUCAGCCAAAGGGAAAAGGAAACCCAGGCAGGAAGAAGAUGAAGACUAUGGAGAAUUUCCUCAGAAGAAGCAUAAGCUUUAUGGGAGGAAGCAACGGCCUAAAACGCAGCCCAGUCCCAAGUCCCAGGCUCGUCGUAUUCGAAAGGAGCCACCGGUUUAUGCAGCAGGCAGUUUGGAGGAGCAGUGGUACUUAGAAAUCGUGGAUAAAGGAAGUGUCUCCUGCCCUACCUGCCAGGCAGUGGGGAGGAAGACCAUAGAGGGUUUGAAGAAACACAUGGAAAACUGCAAACAGGAAAUGUUUACUUGUCAUCACUGUGGGAAACAGCUUCGUUCACUGGCAGGGAUGAAGUACCAUGUCAUGGCAAAUCAUAACAGUUUGCCCAUCUUGAAAGCCGGAGAUGAGGUAGAUGAGCCUAGUGAGAGGGAGCGGCUCCGAACAGUUCUGAAGAGACUGGGAAAGCUCAGGUGCAUGCGUGAGAGUUGCUCCAGUAGCUUCACCAGCAUCAUGGGAUACCUAUACCAUGUCAGAAAAUGCGGCAAAGGCGCUGCAGAGCUGGAGAAGAUGACCCUGAAAUGUCACCACUGUGAAAAACCAUACAGAUCGAAGGCUGGACUUGCAUAUCACCUGAGGUCAGAGCAUGGGCCUAUCUUCUUUCCAGAGUCAGGACAGACAGAGUGCUUGAAGGAGAUGAGCCUGGAGCCAAAGAGUGGGGGCCGAGUUAAGAGACGGUCUGCCAAGAUAGCUGUGUAUCACCUGCAGGAACUGGCCUCUGCGGAGCUGGCCAAGGAGUGGCCUAAGAGGAAGGUGCUUCAGGACCUGGUGCCUGAUGAUCGGAAGUUAAAAUAUACCCGCCCUGGGCUGCCUACCUUCAGCCAGGAAGUACUCCACAAAUGGAAGUUAGAUAUCAAGAAGUAUCAUCGCAUUCGGUGUCCUAACCAGGGUUGUGAGGCAGUCUACAGUAGUGUAUCUGGCCUUAAAGCUCACCUGGGCUCUUGUCCAUUGGGAAAUUUUGUGGCUGGAAAAUACAAGUGUCUUCUAUGCCAGAAAGAAUUUGGGUCAGAGAGUGGUGUCAAGUAUCAUAUCAACUCUGUCCAUGCUGAGGACUGGUUCGUUGUAAACCCAACAACCACCAAAAGCUUUGAAAAGCUGAUGAAGAUCAAGCAGCGGCAGCAAGAAGAAGAAAGACGGAGGCAGCAGCAUCAGAGCAGAAGGUCUCUGCGAAGGCAGCAGCAGCCUAGCAUGGAGCCUCCUGAGGCAGAGCUGAGUCUUAGAGCAGGCAAGGAUCAGAGGAGGAAUCAGGACCUGGGAGUGUCAAGCUCCUGCAAGGAACCAGAGCAGGAGCCAGUGCCAGCGCUCCAGAAAGUAAAGCCCCCAAAGACUAACCAUAAACGAGGAAGGAAAUAGGCAGGCAGUGCAGGUGCUGCUAGGAGAGCGGAUGAAAUGCUGUUGUUACGGGACCUAUGCGGGGAAUGGAGUUGAGGGGCUGAGGGAACUUUCUUCCGCUGCCGGUGAGAGGCCGUGACUUUCUCAGCUCCUUCCUCCUAUGUACAUUUCACUGUCUUCACUUCUGGUUCACUUUCAUUCCCUCCCCCCUUUAAGUAGGUUUUCCUGCUGUUCCUCCUUGGAGUCCUCUUGUUUUUCUCUUAUCUUGCCCAAAGAGCUCUCUCUUAAGGCCAACUGUAGGCUACUCCUGCUCUGUACAAGAAACCUGUUUGGUCGUCCUUUCCUUCCUGGGGUGUAGAAUGUUCUUGAAAGCUCCAUUGAUUUAGUAGCUGUUCUACCAUCUAGCUCAUAAAACCAUUCCAAACUAAUUUUUAAAACCAUGACUGAUAUACUGUUUUGUAUUUGUGAUAUAAUAAACCUAGAAGCUAGAACUGUUGUCACUCAUAUAAUAAGUUACCAUGUCUUCUUGGGAAACAAACUUAUGGAGACUUUGUGUCCUCUCCAUGUGGUUUUAGAAUUGAAAGAAAGUGGACUUAGAAUGAGAAAGCUAGAACCUUUCUAUACUGGUUAUACUCGGAAAUGCUUUGUUUGUACCAGGUAGCAGUGACUAGACCCACAGAUCGAAAAAGCAGCCUCAGGAAUAAUGUGACCCAGGCAUUGAAAUGGUUGGAAAGAAAAAGUAGAAGCAGCAAUAAAUACAGCCCUCAACUUCCUGGGGCCUGAAGUUUCAUUAGUAUCAGUUGCCCCCCUUUUGACUUUUGCUUCGUUGGUUUCAAGUACUGAAAAAUGCCAUAUGGCCCCACAUGUUUUUACUCAGUUUCCUGGAACCCCUGGUAAUGCCACUAAGACUGGAGACCAAGGUGCAAUUCCUUUUCUUCUGAACUUUACCUCACUUGUGAGUCUACACCUGCUAAGUCCUCAUCCUUCUCUUUAGUCAACCUCUGUCUCUUGAAACUUCCUGAGAAUAUUGUCCUUGUAUCCUAUUUUGCAUAUGGAGUUCUAUCUUCUUUAUAUCCUGAGUCUUUGACACCAGAUGUAGAUAUUUCUCUGGAGCUGGAAAGAAAAUUUCUUUUUCUGUACCUACUGCCUACCUGGUAAUGUUUAAUGGGCUGUUUCUCUGAGGGUGGCUUUCUCUGGAGCACUGGUUAGAGCAGCUUUGUUGUCGUGUUUCUGGAUUCUCCCCUUUUGCGUAAAUAUUGGUCUUAUAUAUUCUUGCCUACUUUGUGGCAUGUGCCACAUAUAAAUUAACCCUGGUAAGGGCAGGUACUACCUUUUCAACUUCUGGAAGGCUGUCGCCACGCUUCAACUCUCUGUUCUCUGUGCUCCUCCAGAUAGCUUUAAAACGUGGGCUUUUGUGAAGACCACUUUCAAACAAGGGAGCACUGAAAUUUGAAUGGGGUCCUGCCAGAACAGGUAGUGGUGAAACAAGUACAGGACAUGGCACAUCCGCUCUGCAUUUUCAUUGGCAGUGUGCCCUUAAAGCCCUUUCAGUAGAUGAGGGUUGUCAGGGAUGAGAAGUGAAGAAGCUUUGUUAAUUUCUGGUGAGUAAGACCUGGGGAAUGUUUGGCAAUGACAAAAGAAAUAAAUGAUUCUCAGAAUGA
Carlito syrichta (Philippine tarsier) is the source of this 3266-nucleotide messenger RNA. It is a transcript of the gene ZNF512, whose product is annotated as zinc finger protein 512. Gene Ontology annotation, molecular function: zinc ion binding. The transcript is spliced from 12 exons. Bases 163 to 1626 code for a protein of 487 amino acids. The record is from RefSeq and is a predicted model, not a curated record. NCBI's taxonomy places the organism in Eukaryota, Metazoa, Chordata, Mammalia, Primates, Tarsiidae.